Entelurus aequoreus (snake pipefish) is the source of this 2006-nucleotide messenger RNA. RefSeq names its product cornifelin homolog A-like. NCBI's taxonomy places the organism in Eukaryota, Metazoa, Chordata, Actinopteri, Syngnathiformes, Syngnathidae. The record is from RefSeq and is a predicted model, not a curated record. The transcript has 3 exons. The coding region runs from base 40 to 423 and encodes 127 amino acids.
CGCACAACUCUUCCCAUUUAUUUUCUCCAUCAGCCAGCCAUGUCUCAACAACUGAGCCAACCCAAGCCCUUCACUAUGACCACCAUGACGUCCAUGUCAAACCAGUGGAGCUCGGGCAUUUGCGACUGCUUCCAGGAUUUGAAUUUUUGUUGUUUCGCCUGCUGGUGCCUUCCGUGCUUCACGUGUAAAACGUCAGUGGAUGCCGGAGAGUGUCUCUGUCUACCGCUGCUGGACACCUUUGGGAUCAUCCCGCCCAUAACCACCGCCCUGAGGGUGUCUGUACGUCAGCGCUACAAUAUCGAGGGUACAGUCUGCAACGAUUGCGUGUACGCUUGUUGCUGCGGGCCAUGCUCAUGGUGCCAAAUAGCCCGAGAGAUGCAAGUCAGAAGUAAUCCCAUAACAUUUGUCAACAUGGCCGCCUGAAGGAAAGAAAAGAAGAAGAAAAAAACGCCCCCAAGCCAUUCAUUUCGGCGCCAUCUUGAAGCCAAAGGCGCCGUGUGUCCAUUUCCUUCAGUGCAAGACACUGACAAUAUCUGAGAUUGCCUCUCUUGGAAUGCCGCAGAGCAGCUGAUUAAAGUCUGGGACAGAUUUAACACCCAUAUGGCACGAGAGACUUGACCUCAAGCUGUUGUACAUUAAGCCACGUGUGUCCUAAACCUAAAAAUACAAAUAAACAAGAAAACUACAAAAAACAACAGCAAAAAUAAAUUAAAAAAAGAGAGAGAAUACAAUGAAAUGUUGGUAUUGCUCCCACAAAGCUGAGAUGCAGACUGUUUUAAAUGUAACAUACGUCUGAGUGGCUUUUAGACUUACUGUAACCGGGAAUAAUUUAUGAAUAUAAACGUAUAAUAGCCUUUGCUUAGGCAACUAUUUUAGAUUAAGUGUUUUACUUACAGAUUGACAGAUAAUUUGCUUUGAAAUCAUAAGUCAAGGUGACCUGCGACAUAUUUAGGUAUUUAUGUUUGAUAACAUGCAGUAUAUUUUUCUUUCAAAAUUGAAGGAACAAAUACAUUUAACCAGAAAGUGCUUUAAGUAUUAUUUCCAUUUAUUUAAUAAUUUCAUUUUUAUAUUUUUGGGGGUGAGUCACAUUAAAUCAGGGGUGGCAAACGUACGGCCGGAUCAGGCCCGCGAACAGGUUUUAUCAGGCACGUGGGAUGAGUUUGCUAAGUAUGAAAAUUAACCUGAAAUUUUUGAAUGAAAGAAACAGCUGUUCUAAAUGUGUCCACUGGCAAUUCUUUGUAUCUUUGUAGAUGAUGCUACAUAUGUACAAAAUAAACCACAUGAUGUUAGUACAUCAGUCGAGGAAAAUGAGCAAACUACAUAAAUAACAUACUGUAAUUUGAUUUUGAUAUAAUUUUUUUAUCUUGAUAGAUUGAAAAUUAACACCAUUGAGUUGACUGAGAAAGUAUAAAUAACGACAAAUACAUGUAGAAUACUAUUAACCGCAACAGGUAAGUGUAAAAAAAACAACCCAAAAACAUUAUGAUUUGUACAAUUUUAGAAUGUGCUUGUUCUAUUUUUAAACAAAGAAAACACUCUGAAGUUGUCUUUAUUUUUAAGUUACCGUGCCGUGGUUUUACCAGUUUGGCCCACUUGGGAGUAGAUUUUUUUCCAUUUGACCCCCGAUCUAAAAUGAGUUGACACCCCUGCAUUAAAUGAUUUAGAGGGUCACUUUAAUGAUUUGGAGGCCCACUUUAAUGAUUUGGAGGGCCACAUUUUAUGAUUUGGCGUGCCAGAUCUGGCCCCCGGACUUUGAGUUUGAAAACUGUGCUUUAAAGCUUUGAUGUGCAGCUCACAUGGUAAUUUCUACUGACAUGCUAAAUUACUAUGUUGCUUUUGUUAUGUGGGGGUCCCUAAUCAUUAGCUUUGCCUUGGGCCCCGAAAUGACUAAAUAAGCCCUUGGUAACAGCCACAGGUGAAAGUACUUGAUCUGCCAAGAAAAGUUCAAAACUGUACUGGGCUCAUAUAUACCAAAUAAACUAACCAUUAAAACAUUUGCACUUUUC